Messenger RNA from Cottoperca gobio, 1704 nucleotides. RefSeq names its product E3 ubiquitin-protein ligase TRIM39-like. The record is from RefSeq and is a predicted model, not a curated record. Lineage: Eukaryota; Metazoa; Chordata; Actinopteri; Perciformes; Bovichtidae. Gene Ontology annotation, molecular function: protein binding.
CACAACACAGACGUGUUUAACGUCAACACUUAACUCUUCACACUCUGUUGAUAAUGUUGGUUCAUUGUUUUUAUGUUUUAUGUUUACAUUCUGGCAGAUCCUACACAUUCAAUCUUUAAAUUCAAAAUAUACAAACAACUCUAAAUGACUUCCUGAUAUUCCAGUUGCUUGAUAUUUGUUCAUGACUCAUCAAGAAUUUUGUAAUUACCAUUUUCUAGUCAAUACUUCCAUGUCUGAGUUGGCUGCUCAGUUCAGACGCACAGGAGGAGAAGUUCCCCUUGAUGUCUCCUCGGAAACCCAAAUGAAGGGUCUGUUCAUCUGCCAGGUGUGUAUGAUGGGUUUCAUGGUCUGGAUGUUUGUAGACGUCAAGACAAAUGUUGCUGUUCUUGUGGAAGAGGCUGAAAUUCAGCAGAUGAUCCAUAAGCGAGAACUGAAGAUUCAGGAGAUUAAACACUCAGUGGAGCUCAGUAAGAAAAAUGAUGAGUCUGUUGAGAGAAGCCUAAACAAGCUCAUCAAGACGAUCAAAGAGAAGCAGAGAGAGACGGAGAAACAGGCUGAACGCUUCAUCAAAGAGCUGGAGCAGGAAGUCUCUGAGCUGAAGAAGAGAAGCACUGAGGUGGACUCUCACGCAGCUAAAAAUGUUCUCCACCUCCUCCAAAGCUUCAUGUCACUGAACGCUGCUCCACCCACCAAGGACUGGACAGAAGUCAGCGUCCAUCCACCUUCAUAUGAGGGGACUGUGAGGAGAGCUGUGAGUCAGCUGGAGGAGACGCUCAGUGAACUGUUCACUGAGGUCGAGCUGAAGAGGGUCCAGCAGUCUGCAGUGGAUGUGACACUCGACCUUCAUACAGCACAUCCCAAACUCAUCCUGUCUGAUGAUGGAAAACAAGUUAAACAUGGUGAUGUGAGGAAGAGUCUCCCAGACAAUCCAGAGAGAUUUAAUACUUGUGUUUGUGUUUUAGCAAAGCAGAGUUUCUCUUCAGGAAGAUUUUAUUACGAGGUUCAGGUUAAAGGGAAGACUGGGUGGAGGUUAGGAGUGGUCAGAGAGUCCAUCAACAGGAAGGGAGACAUCCCAGCGUCUCCUCAGAAUGGUUACUGGACGAUACGUUUGAGGAAUGUAAAUAAGUACACAGCUUCUGCUGACCCUGCAGUCACUCUCUCUCUGGAAGUCGAGCCUGAGAAGGUGGGGGUGUUUGUGGAUUAUGAGGAGGGUCUGGUCUCCUUUUAUGAUGUUGAUGCUGCAGCUCUGAUCUACUCCUUUACUGGCUGCACAUUCACUGAGAAACUCUACCCAUACUUCUGUCCUUAUCUUAAUGAUGGUGGUAAAAACUCCGCCCCUCUGAUCAUCUCACCUGUCAAUCACAAUGAGUAGAACAACCAUUUGAUUUUCUACAAACAGAUUUAGCAUCACUUAAUGUGAGAACAUUACGCAUUUAUUAGUACUAUGUUCUUCCUAUGAUUACUUUUCUAUAUAUAUACUAUCUUCAUAUGCUUGUUUGGUCAUUUUUUUGCAGAUUCCUAAAUUCCUUGAUAGUUUCAUAACAUACACAACAAAACAAUGAAAUUACAGCAAUAUCUAUAAAAACAUUCAUCUUUAACUUUGUUUAAUGCGUUAUUGUGUGUUUUGUCUCUUUUGUGUGUUUGUGUGGGAGACGAAUCGAGAACAUAAAGAAUAAGCAGAUGAAAUAUUGAUGGUAAAUUUAA